CCGAGUGCAGAGAACUCAAGUCUCCUUUAGGAAUGGCUGGAAAAGCCCACACCUGGAGAACCCUCCCUCCCUGCCCCUCCACCGCAGGUCGCAUCUGGGAGACGCUCCGGUCAUUAGAGGAAUGAGUGACAGUGAGCAAUUCACCAGCUCGCCAGCACUGGGUGGAGAGCAGCAGGCAAGAAUGGAUGUGGGGGACAGCCUUCUCGUGAAUGGAAGCGACAUCCCUCCUCCCUGCGAGCUGGGCAUCGAAAAUGAGACGCUUUUCUGCUUCUUGGAUCAGCCCCAUCCGUCCAAAGAGUGGCAGCCAGCUGUGCAGAUUCUCUUGUAUUCCUUGAUAUUCCUGCUCAGCGUGCUGGGGAACACGCUGGUGAUCACGGUGCUGAUUCGAAACAAGAGGAUGAGGACUGUCACCAACAUCUUCCUGCUGUCCCUGGCCGUCAGCGACCUCAUGCUCUGCCUCUUCUGCAUGCCUUUCAACCUCAUCCCCAACCUGCUCAAGGAUUUCAUCUUCGGCAGCGCUGUCUGCAAGACCACUGCCUACUUCAUGGGCACCUCUGUGAGUGUAUCCACUUUCAAUCUGGUCGCCAUAUCGCUGGAGAGAUACGGUGCGAUUUGCAAACCCUUGCAGUCGCGGGUCUGGCAGACGAAAUCCCAUGCUUUGAAGGUGAUCGCCGCUACCUGGUGCCUCUCCUUUGCCAUCAUGACUCCAUAUCCAAUUUAUAGCAACUUGGUGCCUUUUACCAAAAAUAACAACCAGACUGCGAACAUGUGCCGCUUUCUGCUGCCAAGUGAUGUUAUGCAGCAGUUCUGGCACACGUUCCUGUUACUCAUCCUCUUUCUUAUUCCUGGAAUCGUGAUGAUGGUGGCAUAUGGAUUAAUCUCUCUGGAACUUUACCAAGGAAUAAAAUUUGAUGCUAGCCAGAAGAAGUCUGUGAGAGAAAGGAAGCCGAGCACCGGCAGCGGCAGCGGCAGGUACGAGGACAGCGACGGGUGUUACCUGCAGAGGUCCCGGCACCCACGGCGGCUGGAGCUCCAGCGGCUGUCCAGCGGCGGCGGCGGCGGCGGGGCCGGCCGCAUCCGGAGCAGCAGCUCCGCGGCCAACCUGAUGGCCAAGAAGCGGGUGAUCCGCAUGCUCAUGGUCAUCGUGGUCCUCUUCUUCCUGUGCUGGAUGCCCAUCUUCAGCGCCAACGCCUGGCGGGCCUACGACACGGCCUCCGCCGAGCGCCAGCUCUCGGGGACCCCCAUUUCCUUCAUCCUCCUGCUCUCCUACACCUCCUCCUGCGUCAACCCCAUCAUCUACUGCUUCAUGAACAGACGCUUCCGCCUGGGCUUCAUGGCCACCUUCCCCUGCUGCCCGCACCCUGGGCCCGCGGGCGCGAGAGCAGAGGCCGGGGAGGAGGAGGAGGGCAGGACGACCGGGGCCUCUCUGUCCAGGUACUCCUACAGCCACAUGGGCGCCCCGGCCCCGGCCCCCUGAGCUGCCGGCCCUGGGGCAGAAGGAAGGAGGGGGCUGAGGGAGGACAAGAGAAGAAAGCGGGAGGAAAUAAGGAGCAAAGUGAGGGAGAAGAAGGCUCAGUUCCCAGCGGGAACUAUUGUCUGCUGGUCGUCCUUCACGCGGGUCCCAGGAGGGCUGCCGGGGUGCGCCCCGACUUGGUUCAAGGCAGUCAGUUCAAGGCAGGACAUUUUCAAUAACAUCCACGGUCAG
Molecule: messenger RNA, 1705 nt
Organism: Molossus molossus (Pallas's mastiff bat)
Lineage: Eukaryota; Metazoa; Chordata; Mammalia; Chiroptera; Molossidae
Gene: CCKAR
Product: cholecystokinin A receptor
Exons: 5
Coding region: 122-1477 (451 amino acids)
Biological process (GO): neuropeptide signaling pathway
Cellular component (GO): membrane
Molecular function (GO): neuropeptide receptor activity; cholecystokinin receptor activity
Source: RefSeq, a predicted model, not a curated record